Molecule: messenger RNA, 1032 nt
Organism: Emericellopsis cladophorae
Lineage: Eukaryota; Fungi; Ascomycota; Sordariomycetes; Hypocreales; Bionectriaceae
Product: Ribosomal lysine N-methyltransferase set11
Exons: 2
Coding region: 1-1032 (343 amino acids)
Biological process (GO): peptidyl-lysine monomethylation
Molecular function (GO): protein-lysine N-methyltransferase activity; protein binding
Source: RefSeq, a predicted model, not a curated record
AUGAGCAUCGACGAAUCCAUCGAGGCCCUGCUGAAAUGGGCCUCGGACAACUCAAUCACUCUUAAUGGCAUACAACCAGAGGUCCUGCCCGGUAGAGUGACCUCCCGUCUCAAGGGGGCAACUGUCCACGCCAUCCUUGCCACAGCACUGUCUCUGGACAUGAACAGCCCGCCAGAGGACUUUCUGCCCUGGAAAGCCGUCUUUCCCACAAAGACCGAUAUUCAGACGCUCAUGCCGCUCUGCUGGCCUUUGGAACUACAAGCCCUGUUGUCAGACACCUCACAAGACCUUCUCUCCAAGCAAAGAGCCAAAUUCGAGAAAGACUGGGCGCUCGUGUCAAAAUCCUACCCCGACAUGUCACGAGAAGACUACCAGUACGCAUGGCUACUGAUCAACACACGAACAUUCUAUCACACCACCCCUCGGACGAAAAAGUCGCUCCUCAAAGACGACAGGAUCGCGCUACAGCCCGUCGCCGACCUCUUCAACCACUCUCCUGACGGCUGCACCGUGUCAUACUCGUACCAGGGCUUCACCAUCACGACCACAAAGCCAGCUUUAAAGGGGGAGGAGCUCUUCAUCCGGUAUGGAUUUCACUCGAAUGACUUUCUCCUGACAGAGUACGGAUUCAUCCUCGAGUCCAACACCUCAGAUAGCGUGUGUCUGGAUGAGUACAUCAAACCUCUGCUGAACAAGGAGAAGAAGAGUAUGCUCGACGGACGUGGUUACUGGGGACGAUACAUGCUUGGUAGAGAUGGAGCGUGCUACCGCACGCAAAUCGCCUUGCGAACACUGGUACUGAGAGAAUCCCAGUGGUUGAUGGUGCUUGAUGGUCUGAGGGGGGAGGACGUUGACCAAGACGCCGUCAACGACAUCUUGCUCAAGGUGCUAAGGCAAUAUCUGAAGGAUAUUGAGGUGGUCAAGGCAAAAGUCAACGACGCAAGCACGGGUGACAUUACACGAAACACGCUGCGGGAUCGUUGGCAGCAGAUCCAAGAUCUCAUAGAAGCCACGGUGAAAGAGAUAUCAUGA